AGUACAAGGCAAAGCUCUUACUUUCAGUCCGACGCUGUAUCUCUCUCGGAAGUGAAAAAGUAGCCGUUGCAAAACAUGAUGAUCUUUAACCGCUCCCAACUAUCUCUCAAUCCCUACAAAACCCUGAUGUUUUUAGCUGUGACCCUAAACCCCAUAUUCCAAAUCACAUCUCAUAAUUAUUCAUCUUCUAAAAAUUCCCAAAACAAAAUAUCAAAAAUUAAACCCCUCAUUUAUUCACCAGCUCAAGUACAAAAACUCAUGGCAUCUGAAUCGGAUCCUCUUCUCGCUAAAAAUAUCUUCGAUUUAGCUUCUCGUCAACCUAAUUUCUGCCAUUCAUACUCUUCAUUUCGUACCUUAAUUUGUAAACUUGGCGGUUCCCGCCAUUUCUCUCUUAUGCAAAAUCUCAUCAAGCGACUCAAAUCCGAUCGUUACCCUGUAACCCCUGAUUUUUUCGGAGAUAUUAUUCAAAUUUACGGUGAUGCAAAAUUACCGGGUCAAGCCCUAAAAACAUUCUAUACAAUGCUUGAAUCUGAUUGUAAACCGCGUCCAGAACACUUUAAUCAACUUCUUCAAGUUCUUGUUGCCCAUCAAAAUUAUCUUCGAACUGCAUUAGAUCUAUUUAGGACUGUUGAUCGAUUUGGUAUGUCUUUAAAUACAAAAUCUUACAGUAUUUUAAUGCGUGCCUUUUGUUUUAAUGGUGAUAUAAGUAUUGCGUAUAACUUGUUCAAUGAAAUGUUUAAGAGAGAUGUUCUUCCGGAUGCCGAGUCUUAUCGAAUUGUGAUGCAAGGGUUGUGUAGGAAAGGUCAAGUGAACAAAGCAGUCGACUUAUUAGAAGAUAUGUUGAAUAAAGGGUUUGUGCCGGAUGCGUUAAGUUAUACGUCUUUGUUGAAUAGUUUGUGCAGGAAGAAGAAGUUGAAAGAAGCUUAUAAACUUCUCUGUAGGAUGAAAGUGAAAGGCUGUAAUCCCGAUAUUGUUCAUUAUAAUACUAUAAUAUUAGGGUUUUGUAGAGAAAAGAAAGCAGUUGAUGCUUGUAAAAUUUUUGAUGAUAUGGAAUCUAGUGGGUGUGUACCUAAUUUGGUUUCGUAUAGGACGUUGGUUAAUGGGUUAUGUAAUCAUGGGAUGCAUGAUGAAGCAACGAAUUUUAUGUAUGAAAUGAUUUCAAAAGGUUUUUCUCCGCAUGUUUCUGUUUUUAACUCUUUGAUCAAGGGUUUCUGCAAUGUGGGUAAGAUAGAGGAAGCUUGUCAAGUGCUUCAGGAAAUGCUCAUACACAGGGAAGCUCCACACAGGGAGAUUUGGGCUGCAAUUGUGCCGAGGGUUUGCAACAAUGAUGAGAUGAUGAGAACAGAGGAUACUUUAAGGAGGAUUCUUAAGGAAGAGGUAACACAUGACACUCAUGUAAUAGAUGUACGACAUGGACAAGAGGAGUACUUGAUUAGGAGAAUACAAGCGAAAGCAUGGAAGAUUUAAUUAUUUCUGGGGGUUUCAAUUUGAAAUUUCAGGUGUUUAUAUGCCAAGUAACAUGCAUUAUAACUUUAUUCCUGCACACAAAUUGCGGGCUUAUCAUGGUGAUUGGUGUUUUCAUGAGUGUUGCUGGAAUUCAGUUCAUGAUGAUGUUCUUGAAACUCAGAAACAGUUAUUAAGAACUUACAAUCCUUGUUAGACAUUUGAUUUAAGAUCUUUAGGGGCUAUUACUUGUUUAUGAGAACGGGGUAGCUGAAUCUUGUUUUUCCUGCAAGUAUUUUCUUUCUUUUUUUGUGCCUUUGCGGUGUCCAACUGAAAAAUGUAUUUAUAAACAGUUAACCGGAAUUCUACACUUCAUAGAGGAAAACUAAGUGAUGGAUAAAAAAACUAUCGCGCUGCCUUCUUGUCAGAGGUGAUAAAGAAUGUUGGUUAAUGUAUGUAUGUAUAUUGUGAGCUUCUUCA
Papaver somniferum (opium poppy) is the source of this 1923-nucleotide messenger RNA. Its product is annotated as pentatricopeptide repeat-containing protein At4g01400, mitochondrial-like. Gene Ontology annotation, molecular function: protein binding. The coding region runs from base 76 to 1467 and encodes 463 amino acids. Lineage: Eukaryota; Viridiplantae; Streptophyta; Magnoliopsida; Ranunculales; Papaveraceae. The transcript has a single exon. The record is from RefSeq and is a predicted model, not a curated record.